Hemicordylus capensis (graceful crag lizard) is the source of this 1347-nucleotide messenger RNA. It is a transcript of the gene AP1S1, whose product is annotated as adaptor related protein complex 1 subunit sigma 1. The record is from RefSeq and is a predicted model, not a curated record. Gene Ontology annotation, cellular component: AP-1 adaptor complex; membrane coat; intracellular membrane-bounded organelle. The transcript has 5 exons. Lineage: Eukaryota; Metazoa; Chordata; Lepidosauria; Squamata; Cordylidae. Gene Ontology annotation, biological process: intracellular protein transport; vesicle-mediated transport. Gene Ontology annotation, molecular function: clathrin-cargo adaptor activity. Bases 227 to 709 code for a protein of 160 amino acids.
UAGCGACGGCCUCGACCCACGGCUCUCUCCUCCUCGUUGCCACGGGGAGUGGGCGCCCGCCUCCACCCCGCGCCCAGUUCCGGAUGGGCUCGGCGCAUGCGCGGCCACGGGAGGCGGGGCCCAGCCAGGCGGCACCUGGGCAGGUUCGGGCAGAAGGCGGAAGAGCGAGCAGCGAGCGAGGGGCCCGGAGGGACGGACGGGGGCCCGCGAGGGACACGCCGCCACCAUGAUGCGGUUCAUGCUCCUGUUCAGCCGGCAAGGGAAACUGCGCCUCCAGAAAUGGUACCUGGCCACCUCGGACAAGGACAAGAAGAAGAUGGUGCGGGAGCUCAUGCAGGUGGUGCUGGCCCGCAAGCCCAAGAUGUGCAGCUUCCUGGAGUGGCGCGACCUGAAAGUGGUCUACAAAAGGUACGCCAGCCUGUACUUCUGCUGCGCCAUCGAGGGCCAGGACAACGAGCUCAUCACCCUGGAGCUGAUCCAUCGAUACGUGGAGCUGCUGGACAAGUACUUUGGCAGCGUGUGUGAGCUGGACAUCAUCUUCAACUUCGAGAAGGCCUACUUCAUCCUGGACGAGUUCCUGAUGGGGGGGGAGGUGCAGGACACCUCCAAGAAGAGCGUCCUGAAGGCCAUCGAGCAGGCCGACCUCUUGCAGGAGGUAGAGGAGGACGAGUCGCCCCGAAGCGUGCUGGAGGAGAUGGGGCUGGCAUAGCUGGCUGGCUGCUGGAGCACCACGGACCGUCUCCCCCCACUGCCCCUUGCCCCCUCCCUCUGCUGCCCUGUGGGGUAAGCGGCUGUGGGGGCCGCACAGACUCUGCUGUGAGGGACCCGUGAACUGGACUGUGAUUGCUGAACCCUGCAGCCUCUGCAGGGAGGGGGGCCUGGGGCCGGCUGGGGGGCUGGGGAGCCCCUCCCCCCUCCCAGCCCUGGUCCCGGGUGGUGGGGCCAGGGCUUUGCUCUUCUCUCUGCCUUUUGCCCCCCGCCCUGGGUCGGCCCUGCCUCGCCCACCACGCCAGAUCACUCCAUGCCCAUCUAUUCACACCAGCAAUGUGGCUCUUCUGCCCCCCCCCCACUCAGGCGGGCAGCAUACAACAGACCCCGGGGGCAGGCUGCCUUUUCUUCUCGCUGGGUGCAGUGCUCUGCUGGAGGCCAGCCCCCAAGCCAGGCCGAGCCUAGGCACACCGUGUGGGGAGUGGGGCCGCUGUGGCUCCCCCCCUCCAGGAAGCUGCCCUUUGAACGUGGGGGAGCAGGGGUGCGCGCGCAGGGGUGCCUGAGUUCUGCUGUGUCCCUCUCCAGACCCAGGAAUGGGUGUGUCUUCCCUGUUUCGGAAUAAAGCCUGUGCGGAAGGAA